Molecule: messenger RNA, 477 nt
Organism: Suillus paluster
Lineage: Eukaryota; Fungi; Basidiomycota; Agaricomycetes; Boletales; Suillaceae
Exons: 2
Coding region: 1-477 (158 amino acids)
Source: RefSeq, a predicted model, not a curated record
AUGCCCCGCUGUGUGUUCUGUGGAAAGGUAACAGCUACACAUGAGGGUCUCAAGAGACAUGUUGUAGGGCAUCCUGAAUGUCGCAGGCAGUGGGCAUCAAUGAUCGAAGAAGUAGAGGCAGAGAACUUAGACAAUGCACCAGAUGUUGACUUCCCCCAUCAAGAUGCAGCUCCAGGCCAUGUUCACCCAUGCCCAUCUCCAGAUACGGACAAUAACCCAGUGCUUGGCAAAACUCGUCGGGUUACAGUCGAGGAAGUCGAAGAUGAGGAUGGGAUGUUGUUCCCCAAUAACGAGCGAUAUUUCAAACCUCAGCCAGAUGCUGGCUGGGCACUGCAUGAGGGGGAGACAAGUUUUGAAAGAUAUAGAGCAUACCAAGAGGAAGAGGGUGAGGAUCCAUGGUCGCCUUUUGAGGAUGCGGAAGAGUGGGAUCUGGCCCAGUGGCUUGUCAAGAACCUUGGUCAGGCACGGACCGACUGA